Anguilla rostrata (American eel) is the source of this 3967-nucleotide messenger RNA. It is a transcript of the gene os9, whose product is annotated as OS9 endoplasmic reticulum lectin. Lineage: Eukaryota; Metazoa; Chordata; Actinopteri; Anguilliformes; Anguillidae. Gene Ontology annotation, cellular component: endoplasmic reticulum lumen. Gene Ontology annotation, biological process: retrograde protein transport, ER to cytosol; endoplasmic reticulum unfolded protein response. The transcript has 15 exons. The record is from RefSeq and is a predicted model, not a curated record. Bases 37 to 2055 code for a protein of 672 amino acids.
UAAAAACAGGAAUUGAAAAUCCGAUGUGGGACAAACAUGGCUGCUUCCAUGGUCCGGUGGCUGAGGGGCUUGUAUAUUUUUUUUCUGACCUGUCUUUUUACCGUCUCUGCGUUUUUGAAUUUGGACGAACUAAAUGAGAUGAAAUAUGGAAUCCAGAUUCUCCCAGAUCCUGUCAUCAUGGGACAGGCCAAGUCUGAGAACGUGAUGCUGGUCUCCAACAAGUACAAACAGCUGUAUGAGUGCCGGCUCCCGGCCCAGGCCGUGCGUUUCCACCAGGACCCAGCGGCCGAGCCUGACCCCCAGGGCUACUCUGGCCCCGGGAUCUCCGAGCUGCUGAAGCCCAUGUACAGCGCCCCCUGCCUGGUUAAGACCAAAGAUUGGUGGACGUAUGAGUUCUGCUACGGACAGCACAUUCGACAGUAUCACUUGGAUGAUUCAGAAAUCAAAGGAGACGUGCUGUUCCUGGGUUAUUAUGAGUCGGAGUUUGACUGGAAUAAUGAAACUGCAAAGGCGUCAAAGCAGCACAGGCUGAAGCGUUACCACAGCCAGUCGUACGUGAACGGAUCCAAGUGCGACCUCAAUGGGAAGCCCAGGGAGACCGAAGUCCGGUUCCUGUGUGAGGAAGGUUCCGGAGACUACGUGGCGCGCGUGGACGAGCCGCAGUCCUGCCGCUACGUGCUGACGGUCCACACCACGCGCACCUGCCACCACCCCUUCCUGCGCCCGCCGUCCACCACCAAGCCCCACGGCAUCGUGUGCCAGCCCGCCCUCAGCCCCCAGCAGUACAUGGACUACGUCAAGGCCCAAGUCUCUGACACCAAGCGCAAAGUGGAGCAGAUAUCAGAGGAGCUUAAGAACCUGGACGAGAUUCUGGCCAAGGACGAGGUCGCGGAUAGCAGAACAGGCGAAAAGACAGCAGAGGAGGAUGCUGCAGUGCCCUCUGUUGGCCAGGAGGACACGGAUAAAGGAGCGGACGACGCGUCGCCGGAAGACGUCUCCGUGGAGGACGCGGAGGACGAGGAGUUCUGGGAGAAGGCGGCGAAGCCGGACGGCAAGACUCCCAAGGACACUGAGGAGGCGCAGAAGAUUGACGGAGAUACAGCAGAAACUCAACUCGGAGAUAAAGCAGAAUUCAGAGAAGGAAAAUUCAAUUUUAAGAUUGUCACAGACUCGUCGGACCUAAUGAAAUUCGUCAAGCACCUGAAAGAGAACAAUAGAAAGGUGGCCUCUGCCGACCGGAGAGAGAGGGGAGAGGGCGGGGCUGAGGGCGGGGCCGAGGGCAGGCAGGAGGAGGGCAAAGACAACGCAGAGGAAGGGGAGGACGAAGACGAGCGCCUGCUGCAGGAGUUCGAGGAGGAGAUUGCCGACCUCUCCGUGCCCUCGGCCAAGAUCGAUGCCAUCAAGGAGGAGAUGCAGAAAGAAUUUGACAACAUCAUAGACGAGGCCCAGCAGGAGCUGGAGACGGAGGGCCUGAAAGGUGAGUUUGACCGUGGCCAGGCCACGCAGACGCUGGAGACCACACUGGACAAGCUGCUCGACCGCCUGGAAGACAAGGAGGUGCUGGAACCCGGGCCCGAGGGUGAGCUUGGGGCCGCGGACCCCGCCAGGGGCAGCCCGAGCCUCGCCCCCCGCCAGCCAGACCAAGCCCCUGACGACCAUGUUAAAAUCAAAGUUACUAAGUAUAAGCCGGGCGGCAGCCCCGAUCGGCAGUUGAAGGUGCAGGAAAUGAGUGAACGGGACCCCCAAAUGCAGCACAUUAAGGACGUGGUUAAAGAGCAGCUAGAACGUGCGGGCCUGAAAACGGAAGGUAAAAUUGAGGUGAAGAUCCUGACACGCCGGUCGGCCGAGGAGGCGGGGGACCAGUGGUUGACAGAGGAAGACACCAAGUCUUUUAGAGAACUGCUAAUAAACCUGCUGACUGGGGGGACAGAGGAGGUGUACAAGGAGCAGAAGCGGCAGCAGGAACUGGAGAACAACUACAGGUUUGUGUGGGGAGAGAAGCAGGAGGAGGCUCAGUCCACCGGGACCUCGGACUCUGAUGAUGUGGACUUCUGAGGAAGACGACACCAAGCACCAUGGAACACCUGGGAGGGGGGAGGGGAGUGGUCACUCUCGCCGUGUCACAGAUCAGAACGAUGGCAACGUGCAGCGUCCAUGGCCAUUAAAGAGUAGCUACGGGGGUAACCAGCAUCCACAAAUGCCCCCCUCCUCCAGGUGACCUACUUCACAUAGCACAUAGAGCAUCGGCCAGUACGGCCGCGUCUCUUCUUCCAUCUUUGGUGAUCGACAACUACCCGGCAGACCAAACCGUCAAAGCACACAGGGUUGUGGGAAGUCGAAGGGGUUGGAAAACAUAAUUUUGAAACGGAUGACGGGGAAACCACCGUGAGUUGGACUGGAACACCUGGACCUUCAAACAAUCCGUAUUCCCAGUACGUGGACUUAAGGAAUUAGACCUUGUUCUUUUGACUUUGCUUAAGAAUGAUAUAAUACUCGUGGCCCGUCCACGACUGUAGUGACUGCUUGAGUCCCCUUUUCUCACUUUCAUACCGUAAAAUUUUCAGUGUAUUUUUUUUUUUUUUUUUACAGUAAAAGCUUCUUCUGGUACUUUUCAUAGGUUGGCUGCUUGUACCUUGGCUCUCACAAAACUCAUCUGUGCUCUCUUGCCAAUAUAAAAUUUGAUAAAAACGAGUUUAUUUAAAAUGUGUGUAUUGCCAACACUGUGAUCAUCAUUCCCCUCAGCAUUGUAACAAUUUAGGGAUAUUUUGUAAGCUUAUACCAAUGAGGGGCUUAUAGUACGUAGUUUAUAGCCACUUCAUGAUUGGCGAGGAGCAGGUCUUCCAUCAAAUCAAAACUGAAACAUUUCAUGUAGACAUCAGUGUUUAAAAGCUGUAUGGUGGUGUGAAGCGUAGGUCUGUCUGCUAGUACAUCUUUGUUAAUAAUUUUGAAAAUUUUGAAUGAAUGCUCUGUAAAUAUACAUGCUGGGAUUAUGAACAGUAGAUUCUAUUUCCUCAAACAUUUAUAGCACUUUAAAUGUAAUCUCCUAAUGACAAACUUUGUAAACGUGUGCUGGAUGCAAAAGUGCAAAACUGAGCAAUUUAAAUGUCCGAUUUGGAGGAGUGGGAGGAAUACAGGACAGAGGCGAUUGAAACCAAAGUAUUUGGAGAACAGUUUCCAUCUGAGACUUUUGGCUCUAAACACUUGAUGCAAGUUCACAUUUAGGCGAUUUCAUGUUUUCCUCAAAGGGGGUCAAGCUAAAGCAGGGCGGAACACCCAGAUCUUGAGCAGGGGUGCAUUAAAAACUCAAACUGAUAAACUGUGGACUCAAUUUCCCAUCAGCCACUUUGUGAAAAGUUAUUUGGCUAAAUAAAGUACAUUUUUUUGAACAGCACAGCUUCUAGCUACCUUUCAAUUGAAUUGGUGUAUAUAAAAUUCCACUUACAAAACCUGAAGCUUAAAAUUGUGUGUUGAAUGUAUGAGAAAGGAAUCCUUAAUUUAUUAAAACUGAUUUCAUAAAUGCCCUCUAGCCUGAGCAUCUGGCAUCUGUCCAUUUUGAGUUGACGUAACAAUUUUGUCUACAUGUGAUUCACAUGGAGCUAUAAACCACUGAUUUGAACCCCCAACCCCCCCAAAUUUCUGCUGAAGGAGAUAUACCUGUAAGACAUGAAAACCUUUGUCCACCAUCCACUACCAGCAAACAAGGUUUUAAACAAAGGUUGCUUCAAGUAUAUAUUUGAUUUAAUUUUUUUAAUUCAUAUGAAUACUUCUUUGUUUGUAGUUUUUUCCUCAAGUCUGAUCAGAUAAGUGACAAAGGGCUUUUUGUGUAAACUUUGUGAAUAAUUGUACUUCCUUAAAUACUGUAAAUAAUUUUGCUUGCCCUGGGGUGUUUGGUGGGUGUUGGAAUUUCUGUCAGCAUAGUUCAUUGUGGGGCCAUCGGUUAGCUUGUUAUUAAAACAACUCUAAUCCA